Messenger RNA from Botrytis fragariae, 1017 nucleotides. RefSeq lists its product as uncharacterized. The coding region runs from base 1 to 1017 and encodes 338 amino acids. The record is from RefSeq and is a predicted model, not a curated record. NCBI's taxonomy places the organism in Eukaryota, Fungi, Ascomycota, Leotiomycetes, Helotiales, Sclerotiniaceae. The transcript has 5 exons.
AUGGAAGAAAUGACUCUCGCCGAACUAGUUGCAAAUAUCAGCAAAUAUGAUCUCGCCCAAACACUUCACAAAAUGCCAAUCAUCAAAGCAAAUAGCGACGCAGUCGCGAUGGAUCUCCAGAUAAUCAGGAGAAUCAUUCUUGAUAUCGAAGAGCAAGCUCGAUGUUGCAUCGAAAACUAUCAGCGAGCUUCUCAGAAGAAAAAGCAGAUAUUGGAGCCGAAUCUCCGUGAAGGGUUGAAAAGCGGGGAACGAGCAUUGCUGGAGUUCAAGCAGUGUCAAACAGAUCUUGAGGCAGCAGAAAUGCGUUGCAUUGCUGCUGAUGAGAUGAUAAGAAAGCAUUUGAAGAGUUUGACAUAUAGACUCAACGAUAUUAAAUGCGGGUUAGUAAUUCAAUUUGCGGGUGGAGGUCAUGGUCAUUACAUUGAACGCGGGCAUUCAAACUUUUCACAAAGAUCCAUCUCACACCAAAGUCUCAGCUUAUUAUUAUCUCCGAGUUUCAAGAUGCUCCCAAAAAGAACUGCCUGCGAAAUGACGGGAAGCUCUGGAAAGGCCGAAGAUGGUCCACUCAAGAGAAUGAAAGAGAUUCUCAAAGAGAAUGUAGACAAAGUCACCUUUAGCAACAGAGAAACCAGCCAGUUUGAGUGUCUCGUCUUGGUGAAUAAGAAAGACAUCGAAUCUCAUAGAUCCAAUAUUAAGAGAUGGGAAAAAUACAUCCAGGAUUCUGAAAAAUUGAUACGAGAGCUCGAGGAAACAAAUAGAGAGUACAAGGAAGAUAUCGAGAAGAAUAGACAAGAAACUGUGAAGUUGGAGCAAGAAGAGGAAGUGAUUCUGGCAAUUCAAAAGCAAGAGAACGCUCGUGAAAAGGCUCUUCAGAAAUUUAUUCAGCGGGACAUAACGAGGUUUCUAGAAGGAGAAUUAAAGAAGGUAGGCUUAUCGCUAGAGAAGGAGAGCGAGGGAGGUCAGGAUGAGAAGAUUGCGGGCGAUGGAGAGAAGAAGAUGGUCAAAAAUGAGAUUUAG